Messenger RNA from Vespa crabro (European hornet), 1994 nucleotides. RefSeq names its product odorant receptor 22c-like. The transcript has 5 exons. Gene Ontology annotation, molecular function: olfactory receptor activity; odorant binding. NCBI's taxonomy places the organism in Eukaryota, Metazoa, Arthropoda, Insecta, Hymenoptera, Vespidae. The record is from RefSeq and is a predicted model, not a curated record. The coding region runs from base 717 to 1829 and encodes 370 amino acids. Gene Ontology annotation, cellular component: plasma membrane. Gene Ontology annotation, biological process: sensory perception of smell; detection of chemical stimulus involved in sensory perception of smell.
CUUUAUUGAGAAUCGUCUUGGAUUACUCUUAACACGAUUUCACAUCCUCCAGUUUCUCUCUUACUUUUAGUCACGAUAUGUUGUCACGAUCAUACGACGAAGUAUAACACAAAGACGGUAUAAUUCAAGCAUGAGAUAAAAAGAAAAGAGAGAGAGAGAGAGAGAGAGAGAGAGAGAGAGAGAGAGAGAGAGAGAGAAUACAUUAUUCCCUUUAUAUUCUUUCUGGAGUCUUUCGUUAAAUAUUAAUGAAGUACAAGUCGAAUGGCUGAUAACAGUAUCGGUACUCUAUAUCUUAUGUUUCUUCACAUCAGCUCGUUUAACGAGAGAAAGGAAAAGAUAGAGAGAGAGAGAGAGAGAGAGAGAGAGAGAGAACGAAGGGAAUAAACAAGUGGUUGAACAGAGUGGAAUCAUUAAUAUUGUAAAGUAACACCGAUUGAUAGGGGGAAAGCACAAAAGCCAGCAGUUCGUUUGUGUACGUUUACUACCUCUGAGAUAUCCUGUCAUUUUCUUUUCAAGUCUUUUAGAGAUUCACGGUACUGAUUACAAGCUAGUUUCUCUGUCAUCAGUGAGACUAUCAUCGUUCGUGUAUUUCAAUAUAGAUUGACAUAAAUUGAAAAAGAAAAAGGAAGGAAAUAAUAUAUAUAUAUAUAUAUAUAUAUAUAUAUAUAUAUAUAUAUGUAUUAAUAUAUCUAUAUAUAAAAAUUCAAAGGAUCGUAAUGAAAAGGCAAACGCUCGAACGUAAUACGAUAGAUUAUUACAUACUUCCCAAUAAGAUUUUAUGCAAUAUCGUUGGGAUAUGGCCGAUCGAGGAGAAAAAAAGUAUAAUGAUGAAAAAGUCCUUCGCUUACUUUCGCGUGUUCUUUGCUUUGACAGCUGUCAGCAGUGUUCUCGUGCCAGAGAUUUUAGCGAUAAUAAUGAAUUGGGGAGAUAUAGAAGUAUUGACAGGUGUAGGUUGCGUAUCUACGACAGUCGGUCAGCUACUGUUCAAAAUGAUUUACUUAUUGGCCAGAAGAAAAAUAUCAUUGAAAUUGUACGAGGAUAUAAGGAAUUGUUGGUACAUGUCCAAUGAUACGAAUAAUAGAAAAUGCUACGAGGAUCUAGCUGGCAAAGCUAGAAUAUUAACAAUGGGCUUCCUUUUUUCUGGUUUGUGCAACGUUACGACAUUCACAAUCGUGGCCGUGAUAAUUCGGAUUAAAGAGGGUCACUCGAAAGGCAACCAAACCGAAAUGAUUUAUCACAUGCCGUUCGAAGUAUGGUACGGACCAAAAGCUUUACAGUCUCCCAGCUUUGAGAUUGCCUUUAUAUGUCAGAUAUUGGCAUCGGUUAUCUGUUGUGCCGGAAUUAUCGGUUUGGACGCUACUAUGAUGACCUUGAUAUUACAUAUAUGCGGUCAAUUCAAAUUAAUUCAAGCAUGGUUCCGCAGUAUUGGAAGGAAUGUCGGUCAAGCUUUGAUAAAGGACAAUACGAUUUCCGUGAAGCUAAAAUGUCAGAUAAAGAAAAGCAUUGAGCAUCACCAACGAAUGAUAAUUGUGGUUAAAGAAACGAACGAUUUAAUAAGUCCCAUAAUAUUUGUACAAAUUUUGACGAGCGGAUUGGAAAUUUGUUUGAGCGGUUAUUCCGUAAUGUACGGUGCUUCUGGGUUAGAUUUAAUAAAAUUCAUUUCUUAUCUAUCCUCGAUGAUGAUACAAUUGUUAAUUUGGUGUUGGCCCGCCGAAUUACUUGUUCAAGAGAGCAUCAAAAUAGCAGAUUCGAUUUAUUUCGACAUACCUUGGUAUAAUUUACCAACGACGUAUCGGAAGGACCUCUGUCUGGUUAUUAUCAGAGCAUAAGCUUAUUGUUGCCUAAACGCGGCAAUAUUUAAAGUUUUAUCCCUUCAAACUCUUACUAAGGUCUUCAAUACGGCAGCUUCUUACUUCACACUUUUGAAAGAAAUGUAGCCAAUGUAAAUGCAUUUAUUUAAUGUUUAAGAAUAAAAUUAAUAUUGUUCGUUGUAA